CGCGCUCAGCCCAGUCCGCGCCGCGCGUGUUCCCGGGCGGCUCGGACGUGCGGCGGAGCCGGGCGGAGCAGCGCCGCUGCCUCCAUGGAGCUGCCGGGCUCGCAGCCUCCCCGCGCCGGGCUGCACGCAUGCUGAGCCCCUCCGCCGCACCGCACCGCCGCUCCGGGGGGACCCGGCCGCCGCCAGGAUGCUCCUGCCCACCUUGUACCUCGUGCUGCCCCUGCUGGAUGCACUUUUGUCCGCAGAAGUGAGCGGGCUGCCUGGAGGGGACCGCCUGGACUGCGUGAAAGCCAGCGAUCAAUGUCUCAAGGAGCAGAGCUGUAGCACUAAAUACAGGACACUGAGGCAGUGCGUGGCCGGCAAAGAGAGCAACUUCAGCCGGGCGACGGGCCUGGAGGCGAAGGACGAAUGCAAAAGCGCCAUGGAGGCUCUGAAGCAGAAAUCCCUGUACAACUGCCGCUGCAAGAGGGGCAUGAAGAAGGAGAAAAACUGCCUGCGCAUUUACUGGAGCAUGUACCAAAUCUUACAGGGAAAUGACUUGCUUGAAGAUUCCCCCUAUGAACCAGUUAACAGCAGAUUAUCAGACAUAUUCAGGCUAGCACCAAUUGUAUCAGUGGAGCCGGCACUUUCAAAAGGGAACAAUUGCUUGGAUGCAGCAAAAGCCUGUAACUUGAAUGAUACCUGCAAGAGAUUCAGAUCUGCUUACAUAACCCCCUGCACCAGCAGCACGUCUAAUGAAAUCUGUAACAAGCGGAAGUGUCAUAAAGCCCUCCGGCUAUUUUUCGACAAAGUCCCCCCAAAGCACAGCUAUGGGAUGCUCUUCUGCUCCUGUCGAGACAUAGCCUGUACAGAAAGGAGACGGCAGACUAUUGUUCCUGUGUGUUCAUAUGAGGACAAGGAGAAACUAAACUGCUUGGAUUUACAAGAAUCCUGCAAGAAGAAUUACAUCUGCAGAUCUCGCCUUGCAGAUUUUUUCACAAACUGCCAGCCUGAGUCACGGUCUAUUAGUAGCUGUCUGAAGGAAAACUAUGCCGACUGCCUCCUCGCUUACUCGGGGCUUAUUGGCACAGUAAUGACACCAAACUACAUAGACUCCAAUAGUCUCAGCGUUGCCCCGUGGUGUGACUGCAGCAACAGUGGUAACAACAUAGAAGAAUGCCUGAAAUUUCUGAAUUUCUUCCAGGAUAAUACAUGCCUUAAAAAUGCAAUUCAGGCCUUUGGUAAUGGUACAGAUGUAAACGUGUGGCAGCCCAUCCUACCAGUACAGACCACCACAGCGACAACUACAACAGCCUCCAAACACAGGACUGUGGGUUCAGAGACCACCAACAAUGAAAUACCCACCCACAAUGAUUUGCCAGCAUGUGCAAAUCUGCAGGUACAGAAGCAAAAAUCCAAUGUAUCUGUCGACACCGACCUCUGUUACGAGAACGCUAUUGGGAAAGACAACACAGCAGGAGUCUCCACCAGUCACAUAUCUGCAGAGAAUUCAUUCGCCCUCCCUAGAAGCGUCAAUCUAAGCACACUGCUUAUUCUGAUGACAAUCGCACUGUCUCUCUGUUUGGUCUUAAGUUCGUCAGAAACCUUGUAGCUGCAUAACUAAAGGACAUGUUUAAACAAAAAAAAUCUGUUCCCUGUCCUCUGUUGUUUAUCUGAAAUUCCAGUUCUACGAGCUAAGUUGAGGCACUCUGCUCAAACAGUUUCAUUCAACUGGAAUUGUUUCAAAUAGCUUCUGGUGAUAUUUAGAGGCUCGGUGAAAUACUCGAGGCAGCGCUACAUUCCAAACCCAAAAGGCUUUUGGGCAUGCGGUGUUUUAAAGAGACGGUAUGUAAAUUUGCCUGUAAAGCAACCUGUUUGGAUUAUUUUUAAUUAUUAUUAUUAUUAUUAUUUUGAUUCUGGCCUUUACCUGCGAAGGAAGAUGGCGGUUUUUCUUAAGAUACUAUUGAUCUCAUUUAACGGUUUGGGUUUUCGAAUGAAAUGAACUUCAGACUAACAAGGAUGCCAGGCUUUUCUCACAUGGUGAAUGUUCUCCCAGAGUGUGGACUUUCUGAAACUUCUUCCUUCGAUAGAUUGCUACCGAUGUUUAACUCUUUCAGUGUAUUAGCAUUCUCCUUCUUAAAUGUUUAUGUACUGUAAGUGGUUCUGCAUUCCCUGCUGAGAAGCCAUUAUGAGUCGCAGACAGGUGUAAUGUAAGUCUUUCAGUUUAAAAUCUCAUAAAACAGAGUGUGGUAUAAAACUUUCUAACAGUACUUUUAUCUUUUAAUUAAAAUCAUUUAGCCUUAAUAAGGGGGAAGAUUAACAAGAAGCAACCAUUGUGAAGGCAUCGUAACGCUAAACUUCUUUAAAUCUGAGGAUGAACAUAGACAUUUUGCGAAAGGGUUUCAACUGUACAACUGUUGGUCUUCUAUGCUUCUAUUGUAAUAAUAUAGUCCGGGUACUUUACUGUUGGUUUAAUAAAUGACAUAUGAUUUAUUUCCUCUACUAAAACAGCAUUAUCUGCUUAUAUUUGCAUAGUAAUAUCCAUUUUAAAAGUUAAAGGAGCUUUAUGCCUUCGUUCUCUUAUGACACGUUAGGAUCUGAAAAGAGGAAGUAAGAUAGCGGUGUAGCGUUUAAAUUGGUUUUCACUUUUUACAUUGUUGAAGUCAAUAUAGUGGUCAUUCCCCCAAUUAUAGGGCAGAAUCACCCAAACCUCAUCCGUGGGAGUAGCUUUUACUCUCCGUCAUAGUUCUGUUGCAGCUCAUGCAACUGCUGACAUGAAUAACAAUUUUCAAGAUCGGGCACAUAAAAUUGUUCAACUAGUUUUAAUGGCAAUAUUGCCUGGGUUUUAAUCACUCUGGUUUCAUUCAUUAACACCAAUAGCCUAUGAGUGAUCAUGAGGAUUGUCUGCAGUAUCUGGAAGGGAUUCUUUAAAGCUUUAAAUGUCAUCAAAUAGGCAGCAUUUUGCCCCCCAAGGGCUGUCUUUAUACCUAGCUGUGAUGGCAUGGUGACUGUUACAAGGAGUUACGUUGAAAUGAUCAACAGUAAGCUGGUUUUGGUUGUAUUGAAAGUAGGUGAGAACUUUGCCAGGAAAAGAGAUCAUCACAUUGGAUUUAUGCCUUUGCCUUGAAACAUACAUAAUGUGCUCAGGCUUAGUUUGAAAUGUCUAGAUAAGUGUUUGCAAUAGGAAUAUAAACUGCAGAUUGCUGAAUUAUAAACUAGAACAAUGCUUAGGAGUGUGCAAAAUGUACAUCUCACUAGCAAAUUAUUAAACUAUUGACCUAUCCAUCUUUGGGAAUUGUUAUUAUUGCCAAAAGUAACUAAGAAAUUCAAAAAUUCACUUUUGUAGUCGAAAAUGUGGUCCUGUAAUACAAGGCUCCAAGCAUUCUCUAAAUGAAUUCUACGACACGGCGUUCCACUAAACAUAACAAAUGCGACAAUAUUACUCCUUAAUUCUGUACAGAUAAGAAACUGCAAAUUACUUUCAAAGGCAUCAGAGCUGCUUUUGGAAAAGAAAUGUAUAGUGUAUCAUUACUAGCAAAAUCCCUUGUGGUUGCUGUUGCUUUUCUUGUAAGACCUAAUCAAAUUAUUGAAAAAUAGUGGCAGCAAGAAAAGAUUACUAGAUCCAUGAUAAAAAAAAACAAAACUUUUAUGUCCAAAAGAUUUGGAAAUCUAAUGUAUUGAAAUGCUAAUGACUACAGAAUUAUAAGGAGAAAGCCUGAUAAUACCCAAUUAAAAAUAUUUUAGAAACAAAUCCAUAAACACUGAAAUGAUUAAACCCAUCUUUGAUCAACAAAGGUUUCCCAAAAAUUGUAUUUGUACUGAGCACAUUAAAUAUGUCAAGUAAUAUCUGGAAUGUUAAUAAUCUUACUAGUUCAAUGCACACCUUUUAAAAGUUUUUCUACAUUUGUUUAAAUUAAUUAAUAACCACUAAUUAUCUCUACAUCAUACUGAUUAUUACCGAGACAGUAUGAUCCAGAAUAAAAGUUAUUGAUCAAUUAUAUUGUAAACAAUAGACUAACUCGCUUCUGAUAACAAAAGGGAUUAUUUGGUACCUGACGGAAGAGUUACCUUUCAUCAUACAAUUGUUGUAAGGACAGCCAUGCCUACCAUUAACCAAAAAAAAAAAGCACACCAUUUUUUUGCAUAAAAUUGAAAACAUACUGAACUCUUAAUUUAAAAAUAAAUUGCUUAUUAAACAGACCAGGGGAUAAAAUUAUGAGCCUGAUACUUAAUGAGGUUUUUCCAGACAUCAUCAUGCAAAUGCUGGGAGAUUUGCAGAAGUUGGCUGUGGCAUGGAUGAUGGUGACCUUGUCAACACAGUCAUUUGCUACAGUAGUGAAGUAAGCAAAUUGUUUCAUUUUUUUUCCCGGCUCCCAGCUGCUGUGACUGCAUGGAUUGAGUCCUAGGCAAACAAGCUGGGACCAGAUUUCACAUAUUUAUUCAGUGUGCUUCUGUUACCAGUAGGCAAGCGACCAUCCACAUAAAGGAUGUACCUAUUGAUGACGGAGGCUGUAAUCUGGACGGCUUUUUUUAAGCCAGCUUUUUAUGUAAAGUAAAUCACAUAAUGAAACAGGCAGAGUCAACGGUCUUGAAUGCAAAUUUCCACUUUUCAUAGUGAAUAAUCAGCCUUUAAGUUUCUUUUAAAGAUAGCACAUUAAAGACCUAAUGCACAAUGUGCAGAGAUACACAGUCAAGAUUUUGCACUAUUUAACAUAUGUCUGAAUUUCCCAAGCUCUUGCAAAGGGAAAGUACAGGGACUCUGAUGAAGGGAGAUCUUUUUCAGUUACUAGGAACUGAGAGAGGGGAAGAGAGACGGCGUUUGCAGUCAGAGUGAAAGUCACCAAUGGAUGGAGGUCCUGCCCGGGUCCCAGUGCACCACUAAAUCCCCUUUGGGUGGUCCCCUGAAAUUGUAUUAAAGUCAACAGGCGUUGAAGGUGUUCAGGACCUUGCAAAAAUGGAUCCCUGGGGCUCCAUUGAUGCAUGGGCCCCCUUUCCUCAAGCAAUUUCACUCAUAAAUAUCACUUGGAAGAGGCAAGAGGAGCAGGAGUUCUUAAUCAGCUGCAAAACAUUUAAUUGCUUCUGUCUAGAAACUUAUUUCCAGGUUUGGGGGGGGGGGGUUAUUUAUUAAAUGACCUCCUGAUAAGACUGAGCCUUUGGACAUUGCUAAUUUGAGAAAUGAUAUAGUCUGAACCAUUGAAUUAACAGCAUGAACAACUGCAAUGCUUAAUAGGAAGUAAGGGAAAAGCAGAAAGAAAACAAACCCUUGCAAAUCUCAUUCCUACCUUCACUUACGUUCAGUCUCCCACACUCCCCUGUUCCUUCAGGAGUUAGGACUAUUACAGAGAAAUCCUAAUGAGACACUAUCAAUAUUGUGAGGAAUGAGCAACAGGAAGUAGAGCAUGACCUAACCAAAUGGUAGAAGCAGCGGCAGACCGGAGCGAUAGAUGAGUUCAGAGACUGUUGGAUGAAAGGUAAGACCACCUUCAGGGAGGAAUGGCAGCUACAACACCGCGGGAGAAGAAGACAUUCCCCCGGGAAGUCGUGUGCCUUGUGCUGACAGCUGGGAUUCAUUAUUGCUGAAACAGAAUAAAAUGAUAGAGAAGAGCUGGCCUGGGCCAGGGAUUAUUAUUUGGAGGAACAGCUCUUUUGACUUGGGUAGCAAAAACGUGAGCAUGAGUGUACUUAAACAAGGGUUUCAUAUUUCCCUAUCAAAAGUUACCUGUGCUAACUGUUCAGUUUUUUUGGCUAAUCAUACUUGCAACUUCUUUUUUUAAACAUCAGUGGUGAAUGUAACCUGCUGAACAAUACACAUUUAAUUACAAAACCCCUCAAACUAAAAAAAAAAAGAAAAGGAAACCGGAGCCUUUAUCCUAAGCCACCUUGCUUGGCUGAGAGCCUAAACCCUAUUACAUAUUUCAGCCCUUUGAGGUGUUUCAGAUCCCAGUUCACUCUCCAUGAUAUUAGAUCCAAGUAUUUGCUUCUGAUGAAUUUGGCAGGAAAAUUAACUCAGCGGCCUGUCAAAGAUUUCUUAUUUUUAAAUAUUUACUUUCUUUGAGCAGCUCAGUUCCUGCUCAGACAUUUCAAUUAGCAGCCGUUAUAACCUCUCCUUUGACGCUGAAAGGUCAUUUGUUUCCUUCCCAACCACAUUGUGCUUUCCUUAUAAGGUUUGUCUCAACAGUUUUCUCCAUUUUAUCCUCCUUUUCUCUGAAACAAACCAGAUGAGCAAGGUGUUCUGUGUCGCUCGUGAGCCCUUCGUGACAGUUCCUCCUUUGCUUGCCUAGAGAAUCUGUGAAUUAAGAGUUUUCUGUCCAAUUUUCUUGGUUCUGUUUUUAAUUAUAGCUGAUCAGUAUAGAAAUUGCGAAAUUUGGUUUCAUCUGCAUUGGGGAUGGAAGUGCCGACAUGUCCCUUUCUCAGGAAAUGAACCAUUUCCUUUAUAUCAUUUCUCAGUUAAAUGGCUAUAACGUUGUGAAAGCAGCAUUUCCCAACAGGACAAUAUAAGCCAAUUCGAGUUUUAAGUAAGCUUGGGCUUUUCAAGCACAUUCUUGAGGUUCAUGCAGUAUCUGGGCAAGAGCUUCAAAAUUCAGCCUCGAGCUAGUGUCGAGCUUAAAAGGGAAAGGUACAAAAGGGGUCAACUAAUUUCUCAACAGUGUUAUGUCUCAGUAUGGAUUGUAGUGUGUCUUGUCAUGUGUUGCCGUUCAGCCAAGGUUUUAGUCCCUGCAGUUCCCUGAGCACGUUUGACCAGAGCAGCUGCAGCUUCUGCUGUUUUCCUUUGGCAAGUGCCAACAGCUGAAUUUUGUCAUACAGCCACUUGGACUUAAUUACUGCUUAGAUUAGAGCAGCCAAACUGGAUACCCACUUCAGCAAGGUUUUUUCUCCAGUUUUCCCUCAUCUUUUUCCCCUCCUGUGUUGCAUUCUAAUCUCCUAGAAAGGGAAUUUCCUAGAAUUAGAGAAAAAGUGGGUCACGUCUGUAAUUGUGACUGGGUUUCUACCAGAAUGUCACAAUAAACUGUUCCUGCUCGGCUUUCAUGCUGAGCACCAAGUACGCCCUGUUCUUACACAAGUAAAUGGGAAUUGAGGGGAUUCAGCACCUAACCAAGUCAGGUCCUAUUUUUCUUCAGGCCUGUCCAAGCUGGUGGAUUUAGGAGCUGACGUGGUGAAUUAACAUAGGUAAUUAGAGACGGCAUCUUGGCGCUAUGUUCGUAUCUUGGCUUGUGGGAAGUGGUGUUUGAAUCUGGGCACUAAUACCGCCGUGGUAUGCAUGGCUCUGUGAUGACGUGCUCUAGACAGCUGAAGGAGACUGCCAAAGAUCUGCUGUUCAAGGUAUAAUAAAUACCAAUGUUUUCCCUUUUGCUCAUCUGCUGUUAUAUAAAAUCUUCUCAGUUGAAUUCCUUCCUUACUUUUAAUUUCCUUAUACGUUGGGGAUCUCUGAGUUUAUCUGCCUAAUAUUCUGGGCUUCAGUGUGUGGCACAAAGGGAUUUGAUAAUAGGAUGCAGAGCUAUUCAACUCUCUGUUACUGGUUUGAGUCCAUCCUAAGUUAAUGAACUCAGUCCAGUUCCUAUUGGGCAAUUUGCUCAGGUUACCUAAGACCUCAUUGCUCUGAGGGUGGUUGGUCUUAACAAACUACACCUGGAAUGGGUUAUAUAGCAGGAACAGACAUUUCAGCCAUGGUUAUAUAGCAGGGAAGAGGUUGUGCAGUGUAAACUUACCUGUUUAUUGUACAGGCACAAACUGGGCAGUCAAAGCAAGUGCUGAAUUCACUUACAGCAAAACACUAGGCUCUCUCUUAGAGACUCAAAUGGACAAAUAAGUCCAUUCAAGCUUACAAGCUCACUGCCAUUCACCCGUUACGGUCACAAGAUACAGCGAGCAUAAGAAACCGAUUUUUGCCCACCGUGCUUACCCUUCAUUGGGAGCCUUAAAAUAUAUCUAGAUAUCUACGGAACCACAAGGAAAUGUAAACUUUGUCGGGCACAGAAGCCAGAAACCUUGAUGAAACCAAGGUAAUUUUCAAACUAUUAAAAUGUCAUGCUCUUUUCCUGACUGUGUGCAUGAGAAAGGGGAAGGAGGCUGAAAGUCCAGGUGCGAGGUAGCAGAAAGACUGAAGACACAAAAGCAAUGGGUGAUGGACGCAGCACUUGCCUGAAUAGGAAAGCCUGCAGCCUUUAAAGUGCUCAGAAACAAAAGAGACUGUCCUGGAAACAGGUUGGUAGAUAGAAAGAGAGAAAUCUUGCUCAUUUUAUGCAUGCUUAUAGCCCUUUGAGAGUGGUGGCUUUUUGAAACGGGUAAGUCUGGUCCCAUGAGUAUCACAAGCUAAGAGACACAGAAGCUUUUCACUCCACUGUUAGUUGGCUAGAUUUAGUAAUCCUUCUGUUAGAGGUUGCACCCCAAAUCCUUAACAAUUUUUGAAGAUCGUACAUGGUGCAAGGACAGGAGAUGCAAUGCAGACUCCAAUGGGUGGGUGAAGCACUGGCAUUCAGGGAUGCAGAAACCACUUUUAUCUGAUCUGCAGCCUGUUUAUCAGCCUAGAGAAGAGUAUUCAUGGGUAAUAAUGGAAGGAAAACACAGUUUUUAAACAACAAAUUGCCAUUGUAUUAGCUGGAGAAUUCACUGUAGAGAUCAGGCAUAUGCACAAGGCAUCUUAGCUCUUCUCUGUGCAUUGCACUGUUUCUGGAUAAGUAAGAAGCAGGCUACGGCCAAACAGUGAAAGAAACUAUGUUAGAGCACCAGGAUACAUUCAGUGCUUAAUUUUUGACAAUUACUUCUCUCUUCCCUCACCCCCGUCAAGAGUUAUCGCCACAGAAUUUGCUUAAUGGGGUUUAUAUGAUGUUAUGUGUAUCAUCGCUUAGUAUUGAAAUGAUUAGCUGUGAUUAAUCUGGCUCAUGCUGGGAAACUGUGUGAGUGUUUCUUUUUUCCUGAGGGUAUGUCUCAGUUUGUGUUAUAUUUGUAUAAUGCAAGUUGACAAGAACUACAGCAGAGAGAAAAUGGAACGAGAAGUUUGGAUUAAAUGUAUUUUUAUUAUAUCAGGAUGAUAAAGGGAUUAAUUGGGGAUGGGAGGCUGGAUACUGGCAGCCGUCGGAGCUAGAAGACUUGACAUUUGCUGUGAAUGUAGACUAUGAAUUGAGGGCAUCCCGUGCUAGUAUUUUCCAGCUUUUUUCCCCCUUCCCAAACUAGCCAGCUAUCACAUGCUUCCAUUUUUGGAGGAAGUUCUUAUACAAAUAUUUACCUUGUUAUCUUGUGUAAAUUCUAUGUUGUCUUAUGGAUUUCUGUACAUCUCACUGCGGGUUAUUACGUGUCAGGUCUUUGCACAGUCAUUCUGGCAGGUACUUUGUUGUUUAAAAAAAAAAAAGAACAAAAA
Molecule: messenger RNA, 9334 nt
Organism: Alligator mississippiensis (American alligator)
Lineage: Eukaryota; Metazoa; Chordata; Crocodylia; Alligatoridae
Gene: GFRA1
Product: GDNF family receptor alpha 1
Exons: 9
Coding region: 188-1591 (467 amino acids)
Biological process (GO): nervous system development
Cellular component (GO): signaling receptor complex; external side of plasma membrane
Molecular function (GO): signaling receptor activity
Source: RefSeq, a predicted model, not a curated record